AUGUGCGUUGUAUCUCAUUUAACCACAGUUUUCUGCCUACACCAGAAGUGAAUAUGGACAAUCCUAAAGGAUACACUUUGAGCCCAGCCGUGUCUGUUCCACCAACUUAUGAUACCGCGUUCCAUGGACCGGAAGUGCUUAAAAACAUGCCUUACUAUCAAUUGGGCGAGACCGAUAUGAUUGUCUCAAAGCUAAGUCUAGGAGGCACAGCCUUGGGUUCAGGUUCAUGCGACCAAGAAAUGGUUGAUAAUAUUCUAUGGACAGCGGUAAAAGCGGGUGUGAAUUAUUUCGAUACCUCGCCGUGGUAUGGAUCGAGAGCUUCGGAAAAGGUUAUGGGAAAAGCCUUGAAGAAACUACCAAGGAACACGUACUAUAUUGCCACUAAAGUGGGACGAUAUCUACCGGAGGUUCAACUCCAAUUCGACUUCACGAGGCAAAGAGUGAGAGAUUCGGUCUUGGAAAGUAUGGCCCAUCUGCAAGUGGAUUAUCUCGAUCUGGUUCAAGUUCAUGACGUGGAAUUCUGCCGUUCCAUGGGGCAAAUCGUUCAACACACUCUGCCUGCGUUGAAUGAGCUGAAAGCCGAAGGUAAAAUCCGGUAUAUAGGUAUUACGGGGUAUAAUCUGGGGACUUUGAAGAGGAUCGUGGAAUUGAGUUGCGAUGGGACCGUCGACACCGUUCUGAGUUAUUGCCGCUUUUCACUUUUUAAUACGGAUCUAAUGUCCUAUUCCGCUUUCUUUGAAAGUCGAAGGAUUGGCGUCAUCAACGCCUCGCCGGUUGGAAUGGGUCUCAUAACUCCUCACGCUGUUCCAACUUGGCAUCCCGCUACCAAAUCUAUGAAGGUCACAUGUUCCAAAGCAGCCAUUUAUUGCGAGAAAAUGGGCAUCAAUCUUGCUGCCCUGGGAGUGAAAUGGUGUCUCCAUCAACCCAAUUUUCCAACCACUCUCAAUAGUUCCACAUCAGUGGAGAUGUUGGAACAGAAUCUGUCAAUGCUGAAGGAUCAGUGGACAGAAUGUGAUGAGUUAUUGGUGGAGGACCUCAAACGGAGAUACUUCAAUACCAUGAUUGUCGAUCAAUGGGAGAACUUGGAGCCUGCCAAGUAUUGGAGCAAGAUGGAGAAAGCUUUGGCCUUUCAACCCACAGACAUCCCAACUAAGGAAGAAUAUGACUAGCUGCCAUUAUAACGUAUCUUGGUCAUGAAACCAAGGCAAUCGUAUUCAAGCCCUGAGUGACUGGAAGUAGUUUCGCAACGUGAAAACAUCCGAUUGUCGUCUUGUCUGCUAAUGCUAAGAGUAUUCUUUUUUACUAUUUACGAACCAACGGAACUCCAUAUUGAGAAAUGAAAAUUAUUGAACAGAA
Tigriopus californicus is the source of this 1356-nucleotide messenger RNA. RefSeq lists its product as uncharacterized. The coding region runs from base 54 to 1169 and encodes 371 amino acids. Gene Ontology annotation, molecular function: L-galactose dehydrogenase activity. The transcript is spliced from 6 exons. Lineage: Eukaryota; Metazoa; Arthropoda; Copepoda; Harpacticoida; Harpacticidae. The record is from RefSeq and is a predicted model, not a curated record. Gene Ontology annotation, cellular component: cytosol.